AUGACGUCGUACUUGAUCUUCUUGGCUUGCAUCAUCAGAUCUUCGAUGGCCGCUUCCGAUGCAAGCAUGCUACUGAAAAUUCCUGUGUUUGUCGUGAUCUAUUAUGUCACGUACACUCUGUGCUCCUAUGACGGAUACAACGAUUGUAGCAGUUAUCAGUGUGAUCUCUACGAUUUGUCUACUGGAUUUCUUAUAUCUGGACUUAUCGCUGCCUUUCUUUGUGCUAUACUUGACGGAAUACUGACAGCAGCUCUUCGAAAACUCCGACUACUGAUCAGUGGUGUGAGCUCUGUAAUGUUUGCUCGAGAGAAUUGCCAUCAUCCUCGAACCGUCGUUGUCACAGCUCCUCAGCAAUUCAUCUACACUACUCCACCAGCUAAUGUUGCGUAUCCAGUUGCGAACAUCAAUACAAUGCCUGUGUAUCAUGGUCAACAACCGCAAUUCGCCUACCAACAGGCACAAAUCCCGCAACCACAACCGUAUCUGAAUCCGUCAGCGCCGCUACCGUAUCCGAAUCCACCUGGACCGCAACUGUACCCGAAUCCGUCAGCACCGCAACCACCACCUGAGUACAAACCGUGA
This is a messenger RNA of Necator americanus (New World hookworm), 582 nucleotides long. RefSeq lists its product as uncharacterized. NCBI's taxonomy places the organism in Eukaryota, Metazoa, Nematoda, Chromadorea, Rhabditida, Ancylostomatidae. The record is from RefSeq and is a predicted model, not a curated record. The coding region runs from base 1 to 582 and encodes 193 amino acids. The transcript has 4 exons.